AUGCGGCCUGCUGCGUUUGUCGCCGGACUCUUGACCUCUGUCGGCCUCGUCAGCGCCCAGUCCUCCGCAUGGGGACAGUGCGGAGGAAUUGGUUGGCGCGGGCAGCAUGCUAACCACUCAACAGAUUACUCGCAGUGCAUCCCCAGUACCGCGAGCAGCUCGUCAGCGUCCAUUUCGACUGCGCCUACAUCUACUAGCCCCGUCGCCUCGUCAUCAUCUGCGCAGCCGCCCACCACCACGUCUUCGGGAGCAGCCCCAACCGGCUCGCAGAUCCGCUCUGACCAAGACCCGACGUUCCACUUUUACCUGCAGAACGACGUCAGAUGCAUAAGCACAGAGGGCGUUCCGGUCCUCGGCCCAGAGGCCUCGUCAGGAUAUUUCACCAUCGACGGCACGAUCGCGCUCAACGGCGCCGACGGCACAUCGUUGUACCUCAACGUGGACGAGUCGGCGGCGACAUCCUACAAGGCGCUGACGUUCGACUCGGCUGCGGUGACGACGGACUGGGGCCUCGAGGGCGACACCAUCAUCACGACGUCCCCGCGGCAGCUUAACUUCCUUGCGUGUGCGACGAACGACGCGACGGUCUAUGACGUCUACCUGCAGGAAGGGAACGAUACGCCAUCCGGGCAGACCUGCUCGCUGACAUCGUUGCACCUGCCAUGCUUGUGCUGA
Messenger RNA from Heterobasidion irregulare TC 32-1, 675 nucleotides. RefSeq names its product cellulose-growth-specific protein (gene cep4). The record is from RefSeq and is a predicted model, not a curated record. The transcript has 3 exons. Lineage: Eukaryota; Fungi; Basidiomycota; Agaricomycetes; Russulales; Bondarzewiaceae. Bases 1 to 675 code for a protein of 224 amino acids.